UCUCAUAUGGCGCCUCAUCAUCGAUUUGAGACAAUCUCUAGUUGCAGUUCCGAUGGAAGAUCAAACCAAACAGUGGCAGCAGACCUCGAUGGUACCCUUCUUGUAUCACGAAGUGCUUUCCCUUAUUUCAUGCUUAUUGCUCUUGAAGCUGGUAGUCUUUUAAGGGCACUCCUUCUAUUAGCAUCUGUUCCCAUCGUCUACACCAUAUACCUAUUCAUCUCAGAAUCUUUAGCCAUCCAGAUCUUUGUGUUCAUCACUUUCUCUGGUUUAAAGAUUAGAGAUAUUGAAAUGGUGGCUAGAUCAGUGUUGCCCAGGUUCUAUGCCGAUGAUGUUCACCCUGAGAGUUGGCGUGUGUUCAGUUCUUUUGGGAAGAGAUAUAUAGUUACUGCAAAUCCAAGGAUUAUGGUGGAGCCCUUUGUUAAGACUUAUUUAGGGGCAGACAAGGUUCUUGGAACUGAACUCCAAGUUUCUAAAUCUGGGAAAGCAACUGGGUUUGUUAAAAAACCAGGUGUUCUUGUUGGAGAUCUCAAGAAAGCUGCUGUGGAGAAAGAAUUCUUGGAAACUAAGCCUGAUGUGGGCAUGGGAGACAGGGAGACUGAUCAUGAUUUCAUGUCCAUUUGCAAGGAAGGAUACAUGGUGCCAAGGACCAAGUGUGAACCUGUGCCAAGAAACAAGCUUCUAAGCCCAAUCAUCUUUCAUGAAGGAAGACUAGUUCAGAGACCAACCCCUUUGAUGGCCCUCUUAACCUUCCUUUGGAUUCCAAUUGGUUUCUUCCUCUCUCUCAUCAGAGUCUACUUCAACAUUCCCUUACCUGAACGUAUUGUAUGGUAUACCUACAAAAUCCUUGGAAUCAAACUGGUGGUGAAGGGAAACCCUCCACCUCAACCUAAGAAAGGCCAACCAGGUGUCCUUUUCAUCUGCAACCACAGAACUGUUCUUGAUCCUGUAAUCACUGCAGUUGCCCUUGGAAGAAAGAUAAGUUGUGUCACUUACAGUAUAAGUAAGUUUUCAGAGAUGAUUUCACCAAUCAAAGCUGUAGCAUUGACUAGGGAAAGAGACAAAGAUGCUGCUAACAUCAAACGUUUGCUUGAAGAAGGUGAUUUGGUGAUCUGCCCUGAAGGUACAACAUGUAGGGAACCCUUCCUUUUAAGGUUCAGUGCCCUAUUUGCAGAGCUUACAGACAGAAUCGUUCCUGUGGCCAUUAAUACAAAACAGAGCUUGUUUUAUGGUACAUCAACUCGUGGUUUUAAAAUGAUGGAUCCUUAUUUUGUGUUCAUGAACCCUAGACCCACUUUUGAGCUCACAUUCUUGAACCAGUUACCCACUGAGCUCACCUGCAAAGGAGGAAAAUCACCUAUCGAGGUUGCUAACUAUAUACAGAGGGUGCUUUCAGGGACACUAGGGUUUGAGUGCACCAACCUCACUAGGAAGGAUAAGUAUGAGAUGCUUGCAGGUACAGAUGGCAAAGUUGCAUCCAAGAAAGAAAAGGCUUAGCUAGCAUUGAAUGAGCUCUCUCUUGCUCUCUCUUGAUUUAUAUGGUUGGGAUAUAACAUUAGUAGUAAUAAU
Messenger RNA from Telopea speciosissima, 1566 nucleotides. RefSeq names its product glycerol-3-phosphate 2-O-acyltransferase 6-like. The transcript has 2 exons. Gene Ontology annotation, molecular function: glycerol-3-phosphate 2-O-acyltransferase activity; phosphatase activity. Gene Ontology annotation, cellular component: membrane. Lineage: Eukaryota; Viridiplantae; Streptophyta; Magnoliopsida; Proteales; Proteaceae. Gene Ontology annotation, biological process: cutin biosynthetic process. Bases 7 to 1494 code for a protein of 495 amino acids. The record is from RefSeq and is a predicted model, not a curated record.